CGAAAAUAAAACGCUGGUGUGUUUUAUUUAGAUAACUUGGUGUGUUGUUUCUCGAGGAUUUGUCUAUAAAAAGGGCACCACGGCGCACGACAAGCCUGAAGAUGAAGAUAUCGCGCAAAGUCGAUUUCAACACUACAGCACAGAUGAAGCAAUCACCCAGGCCAGCGACGGUUGAGGUUAUAGAGGAUAACGACACUCCUGUCCUGCAUAGCAAGCGAUCAGCUUCUCGGGUGACCAAAGGAGCAUCCACAACUCGGUCUCCUCCACAACCCAAGAAGAAUACUAGAAUGGCAUGGUCGCAGGGGUCUAUUUUAGGCCAAUCAAGAUGCCUUGGCCCUAUCGAAGAAAUGAUGAAGGCGCAUAGUCGCGAGCGGAAUGAGAUUCAAGGAUACCGGUAUAGGAAAAUAUUUUUCAUGGACGACACCGAAGUCCUUAACACCAAGGGCACUUAUGAUAGCCUGCAAGAUGUCCGAAUGACCGUGGUCAUGCCAAAGAAAGAUGAAGACCACUCGGAGCCGAUCAUUUAUGUCGAACAACGCAUUUACCAAGCUGGCCAGGAAAAAUUUGUUGUACAUGAGUUAAACUUUGGUGCAAGAAUCCAGGUUGAUGUCGAAUAUGUUUUCCCUGCUUGCGGCGAUGAAGAUGUCAACUUGGGAAAGCGUGACCUGAUAGUCACCGUCAAGUCUUUGGACCAAGAAUCCUUUAAUGAUUUCCUUCCUCGAGGAGCAAACCACUACGGCUACGACCGUCAGGAGACUGUUUUGAUCGACCAAUACAAACUACGAAAUGGACUGACACAUUGGCUACGUCGUGAUCAAAAGAGAGGGGAGACAAAGGUUGCUAUAACUUUCAAUAAAGAGGACCUUCAAGACCUUUUGCAUGUUAAAAGGGAAAGACAAUUGUCGAGUGGUGGGGUUGCAGACAGUGAAAAUAUCGAAUUGUUUAAACUGUCAUUCCCAGGACUUGGUGACCAAGCUGAGGAUGGAGGCGGCCACGGCGAGCUUCAUCUUCAAAUUAUCUACGGACCCUAGCAGAAAAAUUGCGUGGACGGACCGAAGAAGAACAUUUGAACAGCUUCCAAUACUGGGAUAUACAUGUAACGUACGUACAUAGGUCGACUUUAUUUGGCAUGCAAUACGAGUCAGUUUUCUCUUGUUCAUUAGAACCAAAAAUAAAGAGAUGGUAAAUUCCAGUAGGCGUCAUAGUGACUUGAAGUGGUAAGUUUCGUUUAUGAAUUGUAUGAUUGCAAUUUCGGCGUUGAAUGUUCAUGAGCCAGGGAGCAGUGUUGAUAAGGAGUGCGGACACAGUAUAUAUGGUCACGUGAUCUGAACGGCCAAAGUUUUCUCCUAGAUUUUCCGAGGCCGUUGUUGCCCUUCG
Messenger RNA from Talaromyces proteolyticus, 1377 nucleotides. RefSeq lists its product as uncharacterized. NCBI's taxonomy places the organism in Eukaryota, Fungi, Ascomycota, Eurotiomycetes, Eurotiales, Trichocomaceae. The record is from RefSeq and is a predicted model, not a curated record. Bases 102 to 1031 code for a protein of 309 amino acids. The transcript has 4 exons.